AUGAGAGCGCCAUUCCUAUGGAGUCUUCUCUUCGCAGGAGGGCUCGCCGCGCCGCAGGCCGCUUCGUCUACCUCCUCUGCAUCAGCAUCUGCCUGCACUGGCAAUACUGCCAACGACAGAUCCACCUGGUGUGACUACGACCUCCAAACUGACUGGUAUACCGAAGUUCCGGACACGGGAGUGACGGUCGAAUACUGGUUCGAGGUCACCAAUACAACUGUAUCACCCGAUGGCAUCGAGCGAAUUGGGUUGGCGGUCAACGGAUCCAUCCCUGGUCCAACCAUCGAGGCAAAUUGGGGAGAUACUGUUGUUGUGCAUGUCCUGAAUAGUAUGCAAAACAAUGGAACGGGUAUCCAUUGGCAUGGUAUUCGCCAAAACUGGACUAAUUGGAUGGACGGUGUUCCGAGUAUAACUCAAUGUCCGAUUGCACCGGGAGAGUCCAUGACGUAUACCUGGCGUGCAACGCAAUAUGGUUCCAGCUGGUAUCAUUCUCAUUUUUCACUUCAAGCCUGGAACGGUGUGUUUGGUCCCAUUGUCAUUCAUGGGCCAGCUUCUGCAAACUACGACGAAGACAUCGGUCCGGUCAUGCUCAGUGAUUGGUCACACCAGACCGCCGAUGAGCUUUACACCUACGCUCAAACUCAGGGCCCACCCGAAUUAAACAACGCUCUCAUCAACGGCCUGAAUGUCUACAACAAUUCUGGAACCAUCACUGGAUCCCGCUGGGAAACAACCGUGACGUCUGGAAACUCGUACCGCCUACGUCUCGUUAAUACAGCCAUCGACACGCACUUCAAGUUCAUGAUCGACAACCACACACUCACCGUCAUCGCCAUGGACUUCGUCCCAAUCGAGCCGUACGAGACGGAGUACCUUGACAUCAACAUGGGCCAACGAUAUGACGUGAUUGUGUCCGCCAACCAAGACGAGGGAGACUACUGGAUCCGCGCCAUCCCGCAGACGGCCUGCUCCGCCAACGACAACGUCGACAACAUCCGCGCCAUCCUCCGCUACGACAGCAGCAGCACCGCAGACCCCACUACCACGGCGUACUCAAACAUGACCAAUGAGUGCGUCGACGAGCCGUAUGCGUCCCUCGUGCCGGCCCUCGCGCAGAACCCCACGUCGCUGGUCGAGACGGACAGCUCGGACAUGCCCGUCACCAUCGGCGUGCUGAACAACCUGUUCAAGUGGUACAUCAGCGCCAAGACGAUGGCUGUCGAAUGGGGUAACCCCACCACGCUGUCCGUCUACGGCGGCAAGACGGACUGGACGGACAAUGACCACGUUGUCGAGCUGGCGACCGCAAACGAGUGGGUGUACUUUGUCAUUGAGACGGCGCAAGGCGUGCCGCAUCCGUUCCAUUUGCAUGGCCACGAUUUCUGGGUCCUGGCUGCUGGGACUGGCACCUAUUCCGACGCGGUAACACUCAACACCGCCAACCCGCCGCGUAGAGAUGUUGCGACCCUACCGGCUAGUGGCUAUGUUGUCAUCGCUUUCUACACCGACAAUCCAGGUGCUUGGUAA
Messenger RNA from Lasiodiplodia theobromae, 1527 nucleotides. RefSeq names its product Multicopper oxidase. NCBI's taxonomy places the organism in Eukaryota, Fungi, Ascomycota, Dothideomycetes, Botryosphaeriales, Botryosphaeriaceae. The transcript has 6 exons. The coding region runs from base 1 to 1527 and encodes 508 amino acids. Gene Ontology annotation, molecular function: copper ion binding; oxidoreductase activity. The record is from RefSeq and is a predicted model, not a curated record.